Hippopotamus amphibius kiboko is the source of this 5195-nucleotide messenger RNA. RefSeq names its product desmoglein 3 (gene DSG3). Gene Ontology annotation, cellular component: plasma membrane; desmosome. The record is from RefSeq and is a predicted model, not a curated record. The transcript is spliced from 16 exons. Gene Ontology annotation, molecular function: calcium ion binding. Bases 162 to 3128 code for a protein of 988 amino acids. NCBI's taxonomy places the organism in Eukaryota, Metazoa, Chordata, Mammalia, Artiodactyla, Hippopotamidae. Gene Ontology annotation, biological process: homophilic cell-cell adhesion.
CUUGGAUUAGGGUGGGGAGGAGCUGCAUAACAGGCCAUCUGCAGGCUCCUGGAGACGGCAGAGCCGCUGAGAAAGGGCUUCCCUCGGACAUCCUAUGCGGACGGUUGGGAGGACUAAGGCAGCAGCUCCCUUGGAUUUGUUCACCGGGGAAAUCAGAGACAAUGGCUUGGCUCCUUUUCAGAACCACAGGGGCUCUGGCCUUUUUACUGGUGGUCCUUUUGGUUCAUGGAGAAUUGAGAAUAGAGACAAAAGAGCAACAUGGAGAAGAUGAGACAGUGGAACAACAAGCCAAAAGGAGAUACAAACGAGAAUGGGUGAAAUUUGCAAGACCCUGCAGAGAAGGAGAAGACAACUCGAAAAGAAAUCCAAUUGCCAAAAUUACUUCAGACUUCCAAGCAACCCAGAAAAUUACCUACCACAUUUCUGGAAUAGGAAUUGAUCGGCCCCCUUUUGGAAUCUUCGUUGUUGACAGAAACACUGGAGAAAUUAACAUAACAGCCAUAGUUGAUCGUGAAGUAACCCCAAGCUUCCAGAUUACCUGUCGUGCUGUCAAUGCCCUAGGACAAGAUGUAGAGAAACCACUUAUACUAACCGUCAAAAUUUUAGAUAUAAAUGACAAUGCUCCAGUAUUUUCACAAAGUAUAUUCACGGGUGAAAUUGAAGAAAAUAGUGCUGCGAACUCACUGGUGAUGAUCCUAAAUGCCACAGAUGCAGAUGAACCAAACCACCUGAACUCUAAAAUUGCCUUCAAAAUCGUCUCGCAGGAACCUGCAGGCACACCCAUGUUCCUCCUAAGCAGACACACGGGGGAAGUCCGUACGUUGACCAGUUCACUUGAUCGAGAGCAAGUUAGCAGCUAUCAUCUGGUUGUGAGUGGUGCAGACAAAGAUGGAGAAGGACUCGCAACUCAGUGUGAAUGUAGCAUUAAAGUGAAAGAUGUCAAUGAUAAUUUCCCAACGUUCAGAGAGUCGCAGUAUUUAGCACGAAUUGAGGAAAACACACUGAGUUCUGACUUGCUUCGAUUUCAAGUAAUAGAUUUGGACGAAGAGUUCACAGAUAAUUGGCUUGCAGUGUAUUUCUUUACCUCUGGAAAUGAAGGGAAUUGGUUUGAGAUACAAACUGAUCCCAAAACUAACGAAGGCAUCCUGAAGGUGGUUAAGACUCUAGAUUAUGAACAACUACAAAGCGUGCAACUUGGUAUUGCCGUCAAAAACAAAGCUGAAUUUCACAAAUCAGUAAUCUCUCAGUAUCGAGUUCAGUCAACCCCACUCACAAUUCAAAUAAUAAAUGUGAGGGAAGGAAUUACAUUCCGUCCUGCUUCCAAGACAUUUACUGUCCAAAAAGGCAUAAGUAGUAAGAAACUGAUCAAUUAUAUUGUGGGGACGUAUGAAGCCAUUGAUGAAGAUACUGGAAAAGCUGCCUCAUUUGUCAGAUAUGAAUUGGGACGUAAUGAUGGUGGUUUGCUAAUUAUUGAUUCAAAAACUGCUCAAAUCAAAUUUGCCAAAAACAUUGAUCGGGAUGCUACUUUCAUAGUUAACAAGACAAUCACAGCUGAGGUUCUGGCCAUAGAUGAAAAAACGAGUAAAACUUCUACAGGCACCAUAUAUGUCCGAGUACCUGAUUUUAAUGAAAAUUGUCCCACAAUUGUCCUGGAAAAGGAAACAAUCUGUAGUUCAUCACCUUCUGUGGUUGUCAAAGCGGUAUCACUGGACAGGGGGAGAUACAGUGGCCCCUACACAUUUUCACUGGAGGAGCAAACUGUGAAACUGCCAGUCGUGUGGAGGAUCACAACACUGAAUGCCACCUCCGCGCUCCUUCAAGGCCCGCAGCAGGUGUCUCCCGGAGUGUACAGAAUCCCCCUGGUAGUCACAGACAACCAGGACAGGCAAUGCGAGACACCGGAGAGCCUGACUCUGGAAGUCUGUCAGUGUGACAACAGGGACACCUGUAGAACUGUGCUUCCGACCAGAACCCCUUGGAGCGGCCCUGGAGAGAGUUCUGGGAGGCUGGGCGCUGCCGCCAUCGGCCUGCUACUCCUCGGUCUCCUGCUGCUGCUGUUGGCCCCUCUUCUGCUGUUGACCUGUGACUGUGGGACCGGUCCUAUUGGGGGAGUGACCGGUGGAUUUAUGCCAGUGCCUGAUGGUUCAGAAGGAACAAUUCAUCCGUGGGGAAUCGAAGGAGCCCAACCUGAAGACAAGGAAAUCACAAAUAUCUGUGUGCCACCUAUAGUUGCCAAUGGAGUUGAUUUCAUGGAAAAUUCUGGAGUUUGUACAAAUACAUAUGCUGGAGGGACGGUGGUGGAAGGAGCUUCGGGAAUGGAACUGACCACCAAGUUUGGAGCAGCUGCAGGAUCUGGAGCCGCUGCAGGGUUCGGAGCAGCUGCUGGGCUUAGUGGCUAUUCCGCAGGACAAUCAGGAACGAUGAGAACGAGGCAUUCCACGGGAGGAACCAACAAGGAGUAUGUGGAAGGGGCAAUAAACAUGAACUUCCUCGACUCCUACUUUUCUCAGAAAGCAUUUGCCUGUACGGAGGAAGAUGAUGGCCAGGAAGCAAAAGACUGCUUGCUGAUCUAUGAUAACGAAGGAGCCGGUGCCCCUGGUUCUCCCGUCGGCUCCCUGGGUUGUUGCAGUUUUAUUGCCGAUGAGUUUGAUGACAGCUUCUUGGACUCACUUGGUCCCAAAUUUAAAAAACUUGCAGAGAUAAGCCUUGGGAUGGAUGAUGAAGCCAAAAACUCUCAACCACCCACCAAAGAGAGCGGUUCUGGGAUUGAAUCCUGUGGCCAAUCCGUACAAGUCCAGCAGUCAGAAUCUGUUAGGUACCAGACUUUGUCAGGCAGCCAGGGAGUAUCUGCUUUGUCUGCUUCUGGCUCUGUCCUCCAACCAGCCAUUUCCAUCCCUGACCCUUUGCAGCAUGGUAGCUAUUUGGUAACGGAGACUUACUCGGCUUCUGGUUCCCACAUGCAACCUUCCACUGCAGUCUUUGAUCCACUUCUCACACAAAAUGUAAUAGUGACGGAAAGAGUGAUUUGUCCCAUUUCCAGUGUUCCUGGCAACCUAUGUGGUCCGACGGAGCUACGAGGGUCAUGUAGUAAGAUCUGUACAGAAGAUCCUUGUUCCCGUCUGAUAUGACCAGAAUGAACUGGAAUUACAUGCUGGCCAAAUAUGGAUAUUUGAAGCAAAUUAUUCAAAAUAUCAUAGCAAAUCUCACAGUAUUGGUCUGAAUUGGCACUUAUUUGCUACUCUCAUAAACUGAUCAUGAUUACAGUCUAAAUUGCCUAGUUCAUAUCCCAAAACUGGAUGUGUUGUCACUCUUGCUUCUCAUAUACUAUUCAAGUCCCAGUAAAUCAAUGUUUUUCAAAAAAUCUCAAGAUCAUAUUCAGUGGGAAAAUUUCCUAAUAAUUUUUAAACUUCAAAUGUCAUGUGUUUUAGUGGAUUAAGUGCUUGGAGCCAAGAGCCCCAGUUCUUGAAUCUUUCACCUUUUCUUAUAUCAUAAUUAAUGAUAUAAAAGUCAUAAGGACUUUGCCAAAGCAUUUUGAGCUGCUUGGAAAAAAGGAAGCAGUUGCAGUUGAAUUUUUGCCAUCUUCUUGGUGCUGGGAGACCCUAGGUACCCAUCUCUUGCUCAAGCUAAGGGUAUUGGUUUAUGCAUUAAACUUGCUGCAUCUAUAUGCCUCAUAUUCUCACAAUAGGACGAUUUUGAAAUAGAAAUAUCACAGAGAAUUUAGGAAAGUUUAGUAUGGUGUAAAUAUUUUGUGUUUUUUUAAAUCACCUUGAAAGGAUCUACUUAAAGAGAAUAUUUUACAUUAAGCUCCUCCCUACACACUUCGCAGUAACAGUAAUCCUGUGUGAAUAGUCUUUGAAAACUACUCUUUAUUUUUCAAAUAUCAGUAGGUAGAUGUAACUUACAUAUGACAUAUAGUGAUGUUUAUCAUGUUAAAAAUGUCUAAAGACUUCAUGGGAAUACAAAAUGGCUUUUCUCAUAAGCAAGAGAGGCCUCUGGCUACAGUAACACAUAGUGACAUCUGUGAAUGUGUUUUAUAUGCAGUGUUUCAGGUUAAAAAAAGGAUACAGAAAGGAUUAUCAGUAACUCUAUUUUAUUAAGUCUCACUCCUUUUAAAUUAAGCUGCUACCACAAUUUAAUUCUUGAGCAUAACAAUGUUAGGUUAGUGACGGCUUAGAAUAUGUCAUUUCAUGUGUGUUACCCUGAUGGCAACGCAGUUCUUCAAAUCAUUUCUGACCAUUCAAGGUCUUCAGCCUUUAGCCGAUAGAGAACACCCUACCUCUUAUCAACUUCUUUGUCUUAGCUGAGUCUUUACAGGGUCAUUGUCUGGCUCUAUUAUCUCUAAUUGUACAUAAAAUACUCCUUUCUGGUUUUUGCCAUAUUCAAAACCUAUAUUUGUUUUCCAGAUGGAAUGAAAAGUAAUAAAGUGUUUGUGUUCUAACCCAGAAGGGUGCAGUCCUGAGGAUUGCUGGGGGGGAAGAAACCCCCUAAAUGUCCUUACAUCUAGCAUUCUUCCCUCUCCCGGGCGCCAUGACUACCCAGAAGGCAUGUGCUAGGACAGCCUGAGAAGCACAGGCAACUUGUUCUUCCAAGACUAGGCAGCGAUGGCAACAGGCCUGCAGGGUGCCCAUCUGCAGUGAGGGGAACUAGGGCCUUUGGAGCAGCCUGCCAGGUCCUGAGGAAGUCACCUUGCUAUUACCCCUGGGGCCUCUUCUCAACAGAGGGGCCUUGCUCUGGGAUCUAGAACACACAGAGUUGACUUGUGACUCUCUUUAUGCAUAAGAAUUAAAUUAAUAAUCAGAAUAAGCCUCAUUAGAAGUUCAGAGGUUUCCGGGAUCCUCAAGGUAUUUUAACAAUGCCGCUUAAAAUCCGACUUAGGAAAUGAGAAUUUUGCUGCACUGUCAAACUGCAGAGGAAACUAUGCCAUAGUAGUAAAGUCUAACAUGGGACAAAUUGAAAUUAAAGGAGUUUUAAAAUAAAAAUAGAUCAAUCUUGUCUAGGAGGACCUACAAUUGAUUUGCCACGUAAAUGAAAUUCAAAGCAAAAAUGUAUCUGUAUUUUUUCACUAAAAAUAAAAAUUGUUUUGAACAGAAAAACUUUUUUAAAACUGUCAUUUGACUUGUAUUAUAAAUUUUAAACAGUACAUAUUAAAACUUUAACAGUGUAACACUGUUAUAAUAAAACUGUUUGGCAACAAA